AUGGGCACUCUGGCUGAGUUCCAGAGAUCCUUAUAUAUCACUCCUCGUGUGUUCCUUAAAUCCAACUGGGAUCAGAUAUUCUGGGGUGAGACGAUCACUCUCAGGUGUGAGAUUGAGGGAAGUAGAGACACUGAAUGGAGAUAUUCAUGGACAACACCCCAUGGGGACAAAUGGACAGAACACGAUGAGUACAAUAUUAGCAGCGACACUGGAGAAUACAGAUACAAACCACAGGCUCAGCUUGAGAGUGAAGCAUUUCCAGCAGAAGGCUCAGUGACUCUGAUCUGCAAAGUGAAGCCUCCAUCAUCUGGCUGGAGUUUCCUCUGGUACAGAGGAGAGAAAACCUCUGAAAUCCAGAUCACACAAGAUGAACAAAUCACAGUCACAGAAGGAGGACUGUACUGGUGCAGAGGAGUGAGAGGACACCCACCUUACUACACUCUGUUCAGUGAUUCAGUCGGUAAAGACAAAAUAGUAACAAACAGGGCUGUUGUGUCUCUACAAACCCAGUGGACUGAGAUAUACAGAGGAGAGACGAUCACUCUCAGAUGUGAGAUAAAGGAUGGAGCAAACACUGAGUGGGAGUAUGAUUGGGAAACAACAAGCUCAUACAAACCCCCAAAGCAGAAAGAGUAUAGUAUCACACCUGUUAAUGGAUCCCACACUGGAAACUACAGCUGUAGGGGCAGGAGAAAAAGUGACAGGUCUUCAACCAAAUGGAGCCGUCCCAUCUCAUUAACAGUUUUAUACAAUUCACCGAGGCCUGUCCUGACUGUGUCUCCAUCAUGGCUGAGUCCUGGAGACUCAGUGACUCUGAGCUGUGAUGUUAAACAUCCAUCAGCAGGAUGGAGAUUCUUCUGGUAUAAAGCUAUUCCCAAACUAGCAGGUGAUUCCUACAACUAUGAGCUGCUGUCUGAAAGCAGGAAUGGGACUGAGAAGCAUUCCUACAUUGUUCAUGGAGAGACGCACACAUCAGGAUAUGCAUGCAGAGCUGGACGAGGAGAUCCAGUGAAGUUCACUGAUCACAGUGAACCAAAGUUUGUCUGGUCUGGAGGUUUUUAUUCAGCAGCAUCUCUCACAGUGAGUCCUGACAGAGUUCAACACUUCAUCUCAGACUCAGUCUCACUGAUCUGUGUGGGGAACUCUUCUCAGUGGAGAGUGAGGAUGUUUGAUAAAGACAGCAGCCUGCAGGAUUGCUCCCAGUGGAAUAAAAUGACUGGAUCUACAUGUUCAAUUGAUAGAUACACACUGAGAAAUCAUGUGUUCUGGUGUGAGUCUGGAUCAGGAGAGUUCAGCAACGCUGUCAACAUCACUAAACAGAAUCCUGAUAUUAUCUUGGUGACUCCUGUCCAUCCAGUGACUGAGGGAGAUUCUGUUAGUUUAAGCUGCAAAGUAAGAAGAGAAGACACAGAUACUCUUUCUAAUGUGUUCUUCUAUCAAAAUGACAAACUCAUCCAGAAUGACACCAGAAGAGAGCUGAUUAUUUCUGCUGUGUCAAAAUCAGACGAGGGUUUCUACAAGUGUCAAAUAUCAGGAAGAGAGUCAUCACAGAGUUGGAUGUCAGUUAAAGUGUUCAGACCAGUGAACUGGUUAAUUCCCAUGAUUGUUGGUCUGAUUUGUGGAGUAGUAAUUCUAAUUCUUCUGGCUCUAUUGUACCGUUACUGGCAGUCCAAUGGCCAGUCCAGUCUGAGAGCAACGACCAGGAAAGUCAUGGACUUUACCAGAACAUGGCUCAACAUGAACACUACUCUACUCUUCUCCAUGUGCAACACACCCAUUUAA
Molecule: messenger RNA, 1782 nt
Organism: Cheilinus undulatus (humphead wrasse)
Lineage: Eukaryota; Metazoa; Chordata; Actinopteri; Labriformes; Labridae
Product: Fc receptor-like protein 5
Exons: 10
Coding region: 1-1782 (593 amino acids)
Biological process (GO): cell surface receptor signaling pathway
Molecular function (GO): transmembrane signaling receptor activity
Source: RefSeq, a predicted model, not a curated record